GCCUUGUCUAUCUCUCGAUCAUAUUAUUCCUCCCGAGCAAAACUUCCUUCUCAUCUAUCAGGCUUAAGAUGGUUAAGAAGAAGUCAGACGAGAGUGGGAAAGGGAAACCAAGUGGUAAAGAUUCUUCUAAAGAACCAAAGAAGGAGAGACUCUCUGUCUCUGCCCUGCUUGCUGGCAUGGACCAGAAAGAUGAUAAACCCAACAAGGCUUCUGCUUCUUCUUCAUCAUCCAGACCCAAUGCUGUCUCUAAGAAAGCUACUCGACGAGGAGGAAGAGGAGAUUCUGACGAGGAAGGAGGAAGAGGAGAUUCUGACGAGGAACAGAGACAGGCUGAAGCUAGGAGAAAGCUGAAGAGCCAGCAGAGCCAUCUUGACAUCUCCGUGACUGAUAAGGAACAGAAGAAGCGUGAGACGAAAGAGAGAGAAGCCCUCGAGGCUGCGGAGCUUGCUAAGAGGGAAGCUUUGAAGGAUGAUCAUGAUGCUUUCACUGUUGUUAUUGGAAGCAAGACUUCGGUGCUUGAAGGAGAAGACACUUCUGAUGCUAAUGUUAGAGAUAUUACGAUUGACUCUUUCUCUGUCUCUGCUAGGGGUAAAGAGCUUUUGAAGAACGCGUCUGUCACGAUAUCGCAUGGUAAAAGGUAUGGAUUGGUGGGGCCUAAUGGGAUGGGGAAGUCUACUUUGUUGAAGCUUUUAGCGUGGAGGAAGAUCCCGGUUCCGAAGAAUAUAGAUGUUCUUCUUGUUGAGCAAGAGGUGGUUGGUGAUGACAAGAGUGCUUUGCAAGCUGUUGUUUCCGCAAAUGAAGAGUUGGUUAAGAUAAGGGAAGAAGCUGCAGCUCUUCAGAACACGACGGCUUGUGAUGAUGAUGAUGGUUCUGGAGAAAAGCUUGCUGAAUUGUAUGAGAGGUUACAGAUCUUGGGAUCAGAUGCUGCUGAAGCACAGGCUUCCAAAAUCCUUGCGGGGUUAGGUUUCACAAAAGAUAUGCAAGUAAGGCCAACUAAGUCCUUCAGUGGUGGAUGGAGGAUGAGAAUAUCGUUAGCUAGAGCUCUCUUUGUGCAACCUACACUUUUGUUGUUAGAUGAACCUACCAACCAUUUGGACCUGAGAGCUGUUCUCUGGUUAGAGGAGUAUCUCUGUCGCUGGAAGAAGACGUUGGUUGUUGUUUCACAUGACCGGGACUUCCUCAACACUGUCUGCACGGAUAUAUUCCAUUUGCAUGACCAGAAUCUCCACUUCUACCGUGGUAAUUUCGAUGCUUUCGAAACAGGAUAUGAUGAUCGACGGAAGGAGAAGAACAGAGAGUUUGAGAAGUACGAGAAACAGUUGAAAGCAGCUAAGAGAUCUGGAAACCGUGUUCAACAAGAGAAGGUAAAGGACAGGGCUAAGUUUGCAGCAGCGAAAGAAGCAUCCAAGAGUAAAGCAAAAGGUAAGGCUGUGGAUGAGGAGGGGCCAGCACCGGAAGCUCCAAGAAAGUGGAGAGAUUACAGCGUGGAGUUUCAUUUUCCAGAACCAACCGAGCUCACUCCUCCUCUUCUGCAGUUGAUUGAAGUUAGCUUCUGCUACCCCAAUAGACCAGAUUUCAGGCUCUCAGAUGUUGAUGUAGGUAUCGAUAUGGGCACAAGGGUGGCUAUAGUUGGGCCUAACGGAGCUGGAAAAUCUACUCUGUUGAAUCUUCUUGCGGGAGAUUUAGUUCCAACGGAGGGUGAAGUGAGAAGAAGCCAAAAGCUGGUGAUUGGCAGAUACUCUCAGCAUUUUGUUGACCUGUUAACAAUGGGGGAAACACCUGUUCAGUAUCUUCUACGACUUCAUCCUGAUCAAGAGGGAUUCAGCAAACAAGAGGCUGUGCGUGCGAAGCUAGGCAAGUUUGGGUUACCAAGUCACAACCACUUAACUCCAAUUGCGAAGCUGUCUGGUGGACAGAAAGCUAGAGUUGUGUUGACCUCAAUCUCAAUGUCUAAGCCACACAUUUUACUUCUUGACGAGCCUACGAAUCACUUAGACAUGCAGAGUAUAGAUGCGUUGGCAAAUGCACUAGAUGAGUUCAGUGGAGGAGUUGUGCUGGUGAGUCACGACUCGAGACUCAUUUCACGUGUCUGUGAGGAUGAAGAGAAGAGUCAAAUUUGGGUUGUAGAAGAUGGAACUGUUUCCUUUUUCGAAGGCACAUUUGAAGAGUACAAAGAAGAUCUUCAAAGAGAAAUCAGAGAAGAGGUUGAUGAUGAGUGAAGUUUUAUUGGUUGGCUUUUAAAGGUAAAUCUCAAAUAGUCAAACAUAUUCAUAGCAGAUUUGAAAAGUUUUGGACAAAUUUUAUUUUAGACAAGUGCGUGUUUUCAUCUUAUCAUGUGAUUUUAGUGAC
Molecule: messenger RNA, 2349 nt
Organism: Eruca vesicaria subsp. sativa (arugula)
Lineage: Eukaryota; Viridiplantae; Streptophyta; Magnoliopsida; Brassicales; Brassicaceae
Source: the annotation of a GenBank genome assembly